UCAAUUGGACUCAAGGGACCAGUGGCACAGUCUUGGCCAUGUCUUCCGAAACGGAAUUGCAGACACAUGAAACAGUGGCAUGAUGGAAUGGGCCCAGCUACGCUACGCUUCGAACGGAUCUUCGGGACACGUAUAUGCGCCGCGAUCUCCCUCACACCCGUGAGCAGGUUCUACCAGGUGCGAAGUGGAUUACACGGCCCCUGCUUCAUUAUAUUCCUUCUAUCAGAGAUACGGUUGUGCCGGAAUGGAUGGGAUACGACCCGCUAUAGCAAUAUUGCCAAUCCUGCUGCACGAUUUUCAGAUGCACAACUCGGAGACUGGUUCCGUCUUAUUUUCCGGGCUUGCGAGAAUGGGAAAUGGGACAUAUAUAUAGAUCGAGCACCGUUAUUGCGACGCCAUCGAACGGUACACGAGUACGAGAAGCUGGCCGUGCAAGAGGCUUGGGAGCAGCCAUACAGGGGACAAGUCCAGGAGGGUCUUCGUAUGAGAGUACGAUCUGAGGAUGGGGUGAAAUAUACGUGUCUUCGGUCUUCGUGACUGAG
Fomitopsis serialis is the source of this 542-nucleotide messenger RNA. RefSeq lists its product as uncharacterized. The transcript is spliced from 6 exons. The coding region runs from base 67 to 537 and encodes 156 amino acids. NCBI's taxonomy places the organism in Eukaryota, Fungi, Basidiomycota, Agaricomycetes, Polyporales, Fomitopsidaceae. The record is from RefSeq and is a predicted model, not a curated record.